UCCGUCGUCCGCCGUCCGUCGUCCGCUUUUUAUCCGUCCGCCUUUUAUCUACACCCCGUGCGUUCACUGCACUUAGAAUUACUUACUCAUUGACCUUUUGGCUAAGCACUUUGAACUCGCCUUUUUAUUAUAAACAUGUUUUCACGAGCUUCAUCGGGCCUUGAACGCCCUUCAAUCUUCAUGGCCUUGUUUGAGGGGUGAUUACCGCCAUAAUUCAACUAACCUGCGAGCUAUGCAAUUAAAGUAUUAAGCAAGACAUAUGUGUAUUGCUUUAUAUAAGUGCAAUUUAAAUAAUCAGUCAAAUCUUGGUCAAAUUUAAUUAGUGGAAUCACGUACCAAACCGGACAUUCACUUCCCUGUGAUAUUGGAUACCGAGUUGAAUAAGUUACUGAAUCUUCAAGUACUACGUUGGGGGUUAGUUUGUCAAAAACAUCGCUCAGGAGACCAGUCAAAACGCGUGAACCAGGCUUUCAUUUUCAAUUCUAAGACACAGGAGUCAAGACUCAAACUAGUUGGCUACUAAAAAAGCUUUCUACAAAGUCCUCGAAGAUAUGGAAUCUAACGACAGAGCUAUUUUGAAGGCAAGCUUCCGCAAGGACGAAUUUUCUUUCAUAAUGGAAGUUGACAAAGUCGAGUUAUCCUUAUCAGACCAAUGUCUGUAUUACUGUAUGAAAUGCAUCGAACAAAGUACUGACAACAUACUUGGAUAUCGUAUUGACUUUGACUUCAAAGCUAGUCGAGUUGUGGGAGAUAUUUACGUUGAUAGGGCGAUGAAAAUAUGCAACGUCUGUAAAUUAUUUCAAAUUAUGAACCCAGGCCUAUUCGACCAUCUACAAGACAAAUUACAAGAUAGUUUACGGACGAAAAGCUCCGUGUGCAAUGCCCUUAGCAGUAUGCAGGCUUUCAUGUUUCAGGACAGCAUUUCAUGGGCUAAAAUCAUUGCGUUGUUUGCUUUUACUGGCGCGCUGGUUGUCGAGUGCAUUUUACGAGGAAAUUGCGAUUAUGUGGUGAAUAUAAUGUACUCUGUGAAACAAUUCAUGGAGAACGAGCUGGUUGCGUGGAUUACCAAAAACAAUGGAUGGGUAAGGCUCCCGUUUACAUGAGAUCGGAACGAAGUCAAACAAGGACCAUUUCAUUUCGGCCAUAGUAUUAUUUAUAAUAGAUGUUUACAUUAGACGGGAACGAAGUCAAACCGGGACCAUUUCGUUUCGGUGAUAGUAUUAUUUAUAUAGAGAAUAAUACAUGCAUGCCAUGGGUGCGCGGAAAUACCAGAUUUAUUUCGAGUGUUGAACAUGAUAGGUGGGACGAGAUUAUCCUUCGAAAUACUUUUGUUCCAAUUAAACAAACAGCAGCUUGUAUUAAGACUUCGUUAGAGUCUGUUUAGCCUUUAGGGCUAUUAAUGCUUAUUGUUUGUUUAAUUUUCUAACUAUGCCGUUCAACACUAUAUAGGUCAAAACUUCGUAUGGAUAAUUUUAUCUCACCUAGCCAGGCUGGCUCGUUUCUGAUAUGAACACGAACUGAAUUUUAUGUGCGUUAUAACAAAAGGCAAGCUGGGCUCAUAUGAACAGGCCCUUAUAGGCGUGUAUCGGUGUGCGAUAGUUGGUUUUCCAAUGGCGAAAAAUGCCCCUUCUUUUUGAAGGCUUUUAGUAUUACAGGAUGCAAAAAUAUGCAAUGAUCGCUUCUGUUUUGCUCCGAUGUUAAAAUCUUAUGUGCAUUGCCAUUGUACUGUUAUUAAAUCGAGGUGACCGAUUGAUCUCAGUUCGUGAUAAGCUUGACAUCCUGAUGUAAAACUGGACCAAAUUCAUCAAACGAGACUGAGAAUUGUCUAGCGACGUUUUGCAUGGUAGGUUCCAGUCCCUGCUCUCAUGCUUCGGUCAAUUGGUCAAAGCACAACAAGAGUUAAUGCACGAGAAAUUGACCAGUUUAAUUUAGCCCGUAUCCAAAACUCAAUCGAGUGUAUAUUAUAUAGUUAUGCAUACAUUAAAAAGUCUAAAGUAGACUCAUUGACAUCCGUACAGCAUUGGACGCAUAAAAAAGUCAACAAGGAUUUUCUUGGCAUCUGAGUAUCUGACUCGAUUGAACCACAUGCAGUGAUUGAACUAAUGUCGAAAGCCCAUUUUCCACUAAUAGGCGAAUUUGUUCGCGCGAAGCGAAAAACAAACCUUGGGCCUUGGCAAUGUGAUUGGUCAGCGAAAAAAUUCGCCACGAAAGUUGGACCAGUUCCUACUUUUUUACAAAUUCGCCUAGUGGAAAAUGGGCUGAAGGGUUCUGUUGAUUCUGUACCUAUGGUAGACCGAACCAGCUGCGAAAAAGUACAGUAUAGACCAGGGCACUUGGUAUAGACCCUCUGGCAAGACCGCGAUCUUUACGCUCCAGGGGGGGGGCAAUGGGGGCAUGUGCCCCCCCCCCACACUUUUUUUAAAAGUCAAAAUAGUGCCCUUUUUUCUGGUACCCUCUUAUUUCUUGAAUAAACGCCCUCUUUUUGUGGAACGAAAGUGCCCUUUAAUUUUCGCAGUAGUAAAGACUCUGUAAAGGCCAUUUCCGACGUUAGAGACUCCAUAUUUUCAAAAAAUUUCGUUCAGCUCGUGAACGUCAUAAAAUCGUUUGAUUUUGGUCAUAUACAAAAGUGCCCCUUUUGUUCAAUGCCCCUCCACUUUCGAAAUGCUUCCGCGGCCUCUGCUACGCUCUCACAACUCCCAUCUGCAUAGUUUGACAAAAAUCUUACUUUCUAGGCUGGUAUGUUACAACAAUUUGAAUCCCUUGACGUGAACAGACCACAAGAUGAAAGUGGCGGCUUACUUCGUAACAUUAAAACAUUUUUCCGACAAAAUAUUCUCGACGCAACACAACGUAUGGUAUACUCACUACAAGACGCCAAAUUUCUUCAAAACCUCUGAUCAAUGGUUUUGAAGAGAACCUGGAAAGACGUCCAAAGAACACUUAAGGCGGUUUUCCAGUCCUCGCACGAAGCUCCUCGCAGCUCGCUGCGAGUGCUUGCAUCUAAUUGCAGUUAACUGCAGUUUAGCAGCAUUGUGAUUGGAUGAAAGUGCUCAUGCAUCACUCGCUGCGAGGAGCUUCGUGCGAGGACUGGAAAUCCGCCUUUAGCCUUUUUAAACUGAAGUGGUUAUUUUCUCUGGUGGAAUAGGAUGUGAAACACGAGGAAAUAGAGGUCACCAAGAUGACGUGAUCUUAUAAUUUGAUUGAAAAAAUGCAUAAAGACGAACAUUACAUUAGCUGAAAUUGACAAUAGACGAGCUCCUUUGGAAAGGAAAUUUUACACUUUUAUCUGUUAAACUUAAUAUUCAUAUGUUUUAUAAGUCACCAAGUAAUGUGAUCAAUACGGCGCUUUUAUAAGAUACGUUUGAAUUAUGACGGGUUUAUCACUUGAACACGCGGUUGCAUUUGAUUACUAGUAAAUGGAUAUAUAGCACACAUUCCGAGUGAAGAGCCUUCCAGAGGUCUUUCUAUGUUGAUGUACUGUACGUUAUUUUGAAUUUCUGUGUUUUACUCACUGGUUGCCAAUGAACAAUACUCAAUAGUUUUAUAUAUUUAAAAGCUCGCCAAAGUGAGGUCUUGACAAAAACUCACCAAAGUGUGAUUAGCUUGUAUAUGUAAAAAAGAAUAAAAACUCAACUGAAUUUGUGUGCCUCCUUUUUAUUUUAUCUAAAUAAGUCGUCACCGUACAGCCUCGAUCUGAUAACCCCC
Messenger RNA from Paramuricea clavata, 3705 nucleotides. The record is from the annotation of a GenBank genome assembly. NCBI's taxonomy places the organism in Eukaryota, Metazoa, Cnidaria, Anthozoa, Malacalcyonacea, Plexauridae.